AUGGCAGAUAAUUCGAAAUCGACAUCAUCAGUAACCCGCGCCUGUCGGACGGCCUUCUUGACUACUGCUACGUAUCGAGACAGUAGAUGGAGGCUGGAACAGUUGCAUGGCCUGCACCAGCUACUUGUUAAUGCGCGUGAGGAACUGAUUACGGCCCUAGGCAAAGAGUGUGAUCGCGAAUAUACCCUUUUGCUCCAGGACCUUGCUCGACACUACCUCAACACCCUGAAACCAAACGCCAGUCCGCCUAGGCAGAGUCUAGCGGGGGCAGCUGUGACACGAAGCCUUCCCGUCGGUGUUUCGCUCAUCUUGGCCAACUCUGCAAACCCGCUUCGCUAUGCUCUUGCUCCGCUUGCGUCGUGCAUCGCAGCCGGAAACGCAGUCAUCCUGGCUACUGAGUCGAAAUGCUCUCGAUUUUUUGCUGUUCUGAGUGAAAAGGCGAGUCAGUACUUGGAUCCUCAGGCAGUUCAUAUUCUUCCCGCGAUAGAUCUGUAA
This is a messenger RNA of Exserohilum turcica Et28A, 495 nucleotides long. RefSeq lists its product as uncharacterized. NCBI's taxonomy places the organism in Eukaryota, Fungi, Ascomycota, Dothideomycetes, Pleosporales, Pleosporaceae. Bases 1 to 495 code for a protein of 164 amino acids. Gene Ontology annotation, molecular function: aldehyde dehydrogenase (NAD+) activity. Gene Ontology annotation, biological process: aldehyde metabolic process. Gene Ontology annotation, cellular component: cytoplasm. The transcript is spliced from 2 exons. The record is from RefSeq and is a predicted model, not a curated record.